This is a messenger RNA of Rhizopus microsporus ATCC 52813, 912 nucleotides long. RefSeq lists its product as uncharacterized. The transcript has a single exon. The record is from RefSeq and is a predicted model, not a curated record. Lineage: Eukaryota; Fungi; Mucoromycota; Mucoromycetes; Mucorales; Rhizopodaceae. Bases 202 to 912 code for a protein of 236 amino acids.
CAGCAAUCGACAAAGGUAAUAAGCUAAGCAAAUGAGCGCGCAGCCAUAAGGUACAAAGCUAGGAGGGUCGUCAUUGAGCAAGAGAGGAGUUAACCAUCGAUACUAAAGAGCCAAGUGUUGGUAACUUGGCUCCUGCAAACCCAAUCCACUGUGCUUGAGGGGUUGUCGAAAGGUGUCCAGUGAUAUACUUCUGCUCCCACCAUGGCCACUAAGAAGCAUCAAGGUAAGAUUGAUAAGAUCGAAGUACUUAAAAAGGAGAGAGAAAAGAACAAGGUGACAAGUAAUAAGCAAAAUCAAGCUACAUGUCCUUCUUUUGAUGGAACCGAUCAUUCUCACUCCUCCAGUAAGUUAUGCUCUAUGAACAAAUCAAAAACAAAACUUCCAAAGCCCAAAGAUAACGUCGAAAAAACUUUUGUGAUUAAGAUACCUUUGGCUGAUACCUGCAGAUGUCCCAAGCUCGUUACCUUGACCCAAGAAGUAGCUGACCACAUUACUCAACUGGUAUAUGCUGUAUCCAUUUUUGCUAAUUACUAUUCCUUGAAACUUCUCGAGAAUGGUGAAGAACUGCCUGUGGUCACUCAAAAUUUGUUCUAUAACAUAUUAUCCAUCUUUGCUAGCCAAGGAAAACAUGCCUCUGAUGGUAUUAAGAAGAGCUUCAAGACCUUUUGUGAAUCAACUUCUUUUACUCAACCUGACUUGGAUAAGUACUCAAGUAAAGGAUAUAUCACCACUGUAUCUUCUAUGACCAAACAGUAUGAAACACUAGUCCGCAACUACGUAUGCUCUACUUAUGAAGAUCAAACUCUUAAACAUAUUCUUAAUGUCCUGCCAAAAAAGACUUCUCCUUACUUCUGUGGUGAUAACUUAACGGCCAAACAACGCAAGCCUUUAACCAAACAGAUCUUUCAAUAA